UCUCUCUCUCUCUCUGAGUUGCUUUCUUUGUUUUUAUAUCCUUAAAUCAAGCAGCCCCACUUUUCCCUCUCUCUCUCUCUCUGUCCCUCUCUGUAAGCCCACCAGAAUUAUGCCAUAAAACAACCCAUCCGUCGGCCACGACCCAGAAGUGUGAUGGGCGUGGAAAUGUCGAAUCCUCCUCCGACCUCUCGUGCCAGAGACUUCUUGGCCUCCCCGGCUCUCUCUCUUAGUCUGGCUGGGAUUUUCCGGCACGGAGCGGCGGCGGCGGCGGAGAAUGCGGAGGUGGAGAACGGGGAGGAGGGGAACGGCGGCCGGAGAGAGGAGACGGUGGAGAUCAGCAGCGAGAACUCCGGGCCGGCGAGAUCACGGUCCGACGAGGACCUGGACGGCGACGACGACGGCGACGGCGACGAAGAUGAUGACGGCGACAAGAACAAGAAGAAGAAGAGGAAGAAGUAUCACAGACACACCACCGAGCAAAUCAGGGAAAUGGAAGCGCUUUUUAAGGAAUCACCGCAUCCUGAUGAGAAGCAAAGACAGCAACUUAGCAAGAAACUAGGCCUUGCUCCCAGACAAGUCAAGUUUUGGUUCCAAAAUCGUCGAACCCAGAUCAAGGCCAUACAGGAGCGCCAUGAAAACUCACUGCUGAAGAACGAAAUGGAGAAGCUUCGAGACGAAAACAAGAGCUUGAGGGAGACCAUCAACAAAGCUUGCUGCCCCAAUUGCGGCUUUGCCACCUCUGCAAGGGAUGCAGAAGACCAGCAGCUUCGAAUCGAAAAUGCCAGACUCAAGGCUGAGAUCGAAAAGCUUCGAGCGGCUGCCGGGAAGUUCCCUCGGGGCACGUCGCCGGCGAGCUCGUCGUGCUCGGCCGGAAACGACCAGGAGAACCGGAGUUCUUUGGAUUUCUACACGGGGACUUUUGGGCUUGAGAAAUCGAGAAUUACGGAGUUUGCUGGACGAGCAAUGGAAGAGCUGAGGAAGAUGGCCAGCGCCGGAGAGCCGCUCUGGAUUCGCAGCAUCGAGACGGGGCGCGAGAUACUUAACUACGACGAGUAUGUCAGAGAGUUUUCUGUUGAGAAUUCGGGUAACGGGAGCCCGAAAAGGUCCAUUGAGGCCUCGAGAGAGACCGGCGUUGUGUUCGUCGAUCUCCCAUGGCUGGUUCAAUGCUUCAUGGAUGUGAACCAAUGGAAGGAGAUGUUUCCAAGCAUGAUAUCCAAAGCAGCCACCGUCGACGUGAUCUCCCACGGCGAGGGUCCUAACAGGAACGGCGCGCUCCAGCUGAUGUUUGCAGAGCUGCAAAUGCUGACGCCAACGGUGCCAACCAGAGAAGUGUACUUCAUACGAUACUGCAAGCAACUCAGCGCAGAGCAGUGGGCAAUCGUUGAUGUCUCAGUCGACAAAGUUGAAGACAACAUCGAUUCAUCCCUCGAAAAAUGUAGAAAACGGCCCUCUGGUUGCAUAAUCGAGGAUCAAGCAAAUGGCCAUUGCAAGGUGAUAUGGGUCGAGCAUUUCGAAUGUCAGAAGAGCAUGGUUCCGACCAUGUAUCGAGCGAUAGUUAACAGCGGGAUGGCCUUUGGUGCCCGGCAUUGGAUAGCAACGCUGCAGCAGCAGUGCAAGCGUCUCGUGUUCUUCAUGGCCACCAAUGUUCCAACCAAAGAUUCAAGCGGUGUGGCGACACUGGCGGGGAGGAAAAGCAUACUGAAAAUGGCGCAAAGAAUGACAUCCAUGUUUUGCCAGGCAGUUGGGGCAUCAAGCUACCACACAUGGACCAAGAUGUUCAGCAAAACAGGAGACGACAUAAGGGUCUCUUCCAGGAAGAACCUAAACGAUCCCGGAGAACCUCUUGGGGUAAUCGUAUGUGCAGUUUCAUCUGUGUGGUUGCCCGUCUCUCAGCUUGUUCUGUUCGAUUUUCUCAGAGAUGAAACACGUCGAAAUGAGUGGGACAUAACCUCGAGCGGAGGUCCAAUGCAAUGCAUAGUAAGCCUGGCCAAGGGACAGGAUCGUGGCAACACUGUCACCAUCCAAAGAAUGAAGUUGAAAGAGCAGAGCAUGCUGGUACUUCAAGAUAGCAGCACCAACGCUUAUGAAUCAAUGGUGGUCUAUGCUCCGGUGGACAUCAGCAGCAUGCAGCCCGUGAUGGCGGGCUGCGACUCUGGCAACAUCGCAAUAUUGCCUUCGGGUUUCUCCAUUCUCCCAGAUGGACCCGAGUCCAGGCCUCUGGUGUUAACUUCAUCGAGGCAAGAGGAUAAGAGCUCGGACGGCGGAUCCUUGCUCACCAUAGCAUUUCAGAUCCUCACCAACACCUCUCCCGCUGCCAAGCUAACAAUGGACUCCGUGGAGUCUGUCAACGCUAUCAUUUCAUCCACAUUGCAGAAUAUUAAGAAGAGCUUGCAGUGUGAAGAUGGGUGACUGAGAUCAUCUUUCUUCUGGUUCAUCACAGCAAGUAAAUGUAUAUAUUUAUAGAUUUGAGGUUGUAGUAAUCAUUUUUUUCCCCAUUUCCUUAGUGAAUUGAGUCUUUUGUGUGUAAUAGGUGUGAUUUAGCCAUUUUAGACAAAUCCAUUGUAAAAAAAAAAAAAAGCAUUUAACCUGAAAAACAAUCUACUGGAGAGAAGUAAUCUGGGUUUGAAGAUUAAGAGGCUGUUUGGCUUUUUUUAAGAUGGCUUUUAAGGCUUUGUAAAUUUUAGUAUUUAAAUUGAUAACGUGUUUGGAUAAA
Diospyros lotus (date-plum) is the source of this 2713-nucleotide messenger RNA. Its product is annotated as homeobox-leucine zipper protein GLABRA 2. Bases 154 to 2409 code for a protein of 751 amino acids. Gene Ontology annotation, molecular function: DNA binding; lipid binding; DNA-binding transcription factor activity, RNA polymerase II-specific. The record is from RefSeq and is a predicted model, not a curated record. The transcript has 11 exons. Gene Ontology annotation, biological process: regulation of DNA-templated transcription. Lineage: Eukaryota; Viridiplantae; Streptophyta; Magnoliopsida; Ericales; Ebenaceae.